AUGCGCCUCACACCCGCAAAGUAUAAAGUGCUACUACAGGACUGUGGGAUCAAACCCACACCUCAUGCUUGCAGGACCAUCACACAUCGGCUUGCACAUUCCACGGUGACGUUUACUGAACAGUUGAACACCCACUACCACGCAAUCAGAAUGUUUAUACCUCGGAAGAACUGCCUUCAUAUUAGGAACUUACCAGACUCAAUCACCUACAAUGACGUCUGGUUGGAAUUCAAGAAGUUCGGUGAAGUUGUUAACGUGACAAUCCCCAUGGAUGUGAACACGGCCAAAGCAAAGGAUUGUGAUGAUGCAGCAAGAGCUCUCAAUGAGAUGCAUGGUAUACUUUUAUGGGGACGUAUACUGACUGUCCAAUACUCACGUAGUUACCCAAAAACGUCGCGCGAGAUGGCUUUGAGGUCCCAGCUCCAACCUUUGAAGCCGAUUAUUAGCAAUGGGCCAAGCAUUUUCUCCUCUGCACUACUCCCAUGUGCUGUAUCACCGUCCUCGCCAAAAUGUGGCAACCGUCGAUGGUCUAGCCGGUCGUCCUCACGUAGCCUAAGACGUAGUUAUCGGCGUAACUCGUCCGAUAGCUCCUUUUGUUCUUCUGACGUAUUGCACCCACGUAAGGUACGGCGGUCCAGAAGAAGCCGUGCACGUUCAGGUUCCUCCUGCUACCGCUCCCGCUCUGAAACACGUUCUUACAGUGCUAGAUACGUCCGAAAAUGGACUGUGUCGCCAAAAGGUGCUAGAUCCAAGUCCAGACGGAGGUCGAGUCUUUCCGAUUCGGAUGACGAAACUGACAAAUUCAGCGAGGCGGGCUAUUACGGUCCAGAGAUAGAUUUGUUCUCCGAUGAUCUCCCAGACAGUGUGGUUAUCGCAGCUAACUUGAUGAAUUCUUCCUCCUCUUCCCUUUCCACAUACUCUUCAUCGAGUCAAUCAUCCGAAUCUCCCAAACGAACCUCCAGGCGAAAACGCCAUCGUCGGACACGCCGACCAAGAUCACGGCGACACCGAAGACGACAACAUUCCGCAUCUUCCAGUGGUUCAGCUUCUUGCUUAUCUACAGACUGAUCCAAUUAGCAAAGCUGCUGUCUUUCCUAAGCGGAUGUGAUAUAAUACCUCCUUCCGUCACAUCACCGUGUGUAUAGGCAUAACAUUCCUUUUAACUUUUUUCUUCAUACUAACGUGCUUUCAAUGUUUUUUUUAACACAAUCAUCUGUGAUAACAUAAAAAUUUCUGUAAUAGUUGUUUUUCACUUCUGCCUGCCUGCAACAAUCGAUUUCUCAUUACUGCAUGGUUUGGGAUGGUUUCGUCCGCAUGCCACUCUGCCUAAUUCUGCUACUCUUGAUGGUCUGCAUUGAUUGAAUAUUCAAUUUGUCCUUAAACUACAGCGACUGAUGUUUGUUUUAAAAAAACUACUGAAUUUUGGAAAGCCAAAAAUGUAACGAACUAGUAACUUGGAAUAAGUGACUGUG
This is a messenger RNA of Opisthorchis viverrini, 1472 nucleotides long. RefSeq lists its product as hypothetical. The record is from RefSeq and is a predicted model, not a curated record. The transcript is spliced from 6 exons. Gene Ontology annotation, biological process: mRNA splicing, via spliceosome. Lineage: Eukaryota; Metazoa; Platyhelminthes; Trematoda; Opisthorchiida; Opisthorchiidae. Bases 1 to 1068 code for a protein of 355 amino acids. Gene Ontology annotation, cellular component: nucleoplasm; ASAP complex; cytoplasm. Gene Ontology annotation, molecular function: RNA binding.